Molecule: messenger RNA, 1350 nt
Organism: Lichtheimia ornata
Lineage: Eukaryota; Fungi; Mucoromycota; Mucoromycetes; Mucorales; Lichtheimiaceae
Exons: 1
Coding region: 1-1350 (449 amino acids)
Source: RefSeq, a predicted model, not a curated record
AUGACCAUCACUAGCACAUCAAAGGAUCCUCCAACUAAUGCAGAAUUCGAUAAAUUAUGGACACUAGAAGACACGUUCACCCACCCGGAUUUCCGAUUGUUGUAUGUUCCUCCUAAAGACGAAGAUGACAAGAUGACAAUCAUUACACCCUCCAAACACGAGGCAUCAUACGUCCCUGAUCGCAAAUUUUAUGCUCUAUCACAUUUAUGGGGCACCGAUCCAAAGGAUAACCUAUGGGACGUGAGCGACUUUAUCAGUGACGAGGAUGGUACUACAGUGGAGCCAAUACCAAUGAGAAAAGAGAAACGUCAGACCUUCUUGAAAUUGCUGCAGGAUAACCCUGGGUAUUGGUGGAUUGAUGUCUUAUGCUGCAGGACCGAUACGCCACCCGUAAUCAUGCGAGGUGUGUAUGGUUGCUGCGAAAAGUGUUUUGCUAUGAUUGAUUGUCCAUCCAAAGCAAUUGAAUACUUCGCAGUGGUACUCCCUCAUGUUGAGAUUCCCGACCAAAGCGAAGAAUUUGAUGAUUUAGACAUUGAAUAUAUGGAGUGCGAGCCAUCACCUUCAUCCGAUACGGUAUCAUUCCUCAUGGAAGGAUGCAAGCAUGCUAUGGAUAUUUGGGAAUGCCGUUGGUUUUCACGUGUAUGGACUAUGCAAGAACUAGCCCUUCCACAUUCAGUUUCAUUACUCUCAGAGACAUGCGAUAUGCCUUGCUACAUCUCGGCCGAAAGCCUGAUAUUCCGACUGUACUUAUUCAGAUCCGACCUAAAGCGAGGUGAAUACAACAUCGGGAGCCAGAGCGUUGUUGAUCUCGCAGAUCAUCUUUCCGUAUUGAGAGAUAAUGUCCAGCAGUUUCAAUGGUGUGAGGAAGGCCUAGACAAUGACCGAUUCGAAUCGCUCAGCUAUGUAUUAGAUCUAUUCGCCCGAUCUGAACGAUCCUGUUAUUUUGCCGAAGAUUAUGUGUAUGGUGCACUCGGCAUCUUAGGUUGGGAUAUCCCACGAUUGAAUGAUUUAGAAGAUUUGUGGGAUCGCUUUCUCUCCUGUUUCCAACGAUUUGCAGAAGAACUUUUUUGGCUAGCAGUUAAGGACCUCUUUCAGCGUUUUCGCUUUAAUUUCGACGGCGAGGAAUACAAGCCAUGCCCAGAAACAACGACCAAGCAUUGUCAAGAAACUAUACAUUUUAAGAUCUCCCAUGAAGCUCGAUCACGCACACUAUCAGAAGCAUGCAAUAUGGCAGACGUGUAUCAGGGAUUAUUGUACAUCACGAUUGAUUGCUCAUGUAUCGAUUGUGAACUUGUCGUUGAUAUGGUAGAAACCAAAUUUUUUAUUUAUUUCGAAGUCAUUCGCAUUUAG